Castor canadensis (American beaver) is the source of this 1913-nucleotide messenger RNA. The record is from RefSeq and is a predicted model, not a curated record. Lineage: Eukaryota; Metazoa; Chordata; Mammalia; Rodentia; Castoridae.
GCGAACCUUACUGUUUGUGACAUGGAGCAUGUAAAGACUUUUUAAACAUGUUUAGUAACCGCUAAUAUUUCUUUCAAAUGUGAUGGGCGUGCGAAAACACUGUUACUCUAGCACCAAUUUUCUGUUUGGAUUGCAGGUCUUGUCAGCUGCAGCAGCUGCUGGUGUAUCUGUAGCCUUCGGGGCACCUAUUGGCGGAGUAUUAUUCAGUCUGGAAGAGGUCAGCUAUUAUUUUCCCCUCAAAACAUUGUGGCGUUCAUUCUUUGCUGCCCUGGUGGCAGCAUUUACUCUACGCUCCAUCAAUCCAUUUGGGAACAGCCGCCUAGUUCUAUUUUAUGUGGAGUUUCAUACCCCAUGGCAUCUCUUUGAGCUUGUGCCAUUCAUUCUACUGGGGAUAUUUGGCGGUCUGUGGGGAGCUCUGUUUAUCCGCACAAACAUUGCCUGGUGUCGGAAGCGGAAGACCACCCAGUUGGGCAAGUAUCCUGUCAUAGAGGUACUCAUCGUGACAGCCAUCACUGCCAUCCUGGCUUUCCCGAAUGAAUACACCCGGAUGAGCACAAGUGAGCUCAUUUCUGAGCUAUUCAAUGACUGUGGUCUUCUGGACUCCUCCAAGCUCUGCGAUUAUGAGAACCAUUUCAACACAAGCAAGGGUGGUGAACUUCCUGACAGACCUGCUGGCAUGGGAGUCUACAGUGCCAUGUGGCAGCUGGCUUUGACACUCAUACUGAAAAUCAUCAUUACUAUAUUCACCUUUGGCAUGAAGAUCCCGUCUGGCCUCUUUAUCCCUAGCAUGGCUGUUGGUGCUAUCGCAGGCCGACUUUUAGGAGUAGGAAUGGAGCAAUUGGCUUAUUACCACCAUGACUGGGCCAUCUUCAACAGCUGGUGUAGUCAGGGAGCUGACUGCAUCACGCCUGGCCUGUAUGCCAUGGUUGGGGCUGCAGCCUGCUUAGGUGGGGUGACUCGGAUGACUGUUUCUCUUGUUGUCAUAAUGUUUGAACUGACUGGUGGCUUGGAAUAUAUUGUGCCUCUGAUGGCUGCAGCCAUGACAAGCAAGUGGGUGGCAGAUGCUCUUGGGAGGGAGGGCAUCUAUGAUGCCCACAUCCGUCUCAAUGGAUACCCCUUUCUUGAAGCCAAAGAAGAGUUUGCUCAUAAGACACUGGCAAUGGACGUGAUGAAACCCCGCAGAAAUGAUCCGUUGUUGACUGUCCUUACUCAGGACAGUAUGACUGUGGAAGAUGUAGAGACUAUAAUCAGUGAAACCACUUACAGUGGCUUUCCAGUGGUGGUGUCCCGGGAGUCCCAAAGACUUGUAGGGUUUGUCCUCCGAAGAGAUCUCAUUAUUUCAAUAGAAAAUGCUCGAAAGAAACAGGAUGGGGUUGUGAGCACUUCCAUCAUUUAUUUCACUGAGCAUUCUCCUCCAAUGCCACCAUAUACUCCACCCACCUUGAAGCUUCGGAACAUCCUGGACCUCAGCCCCUUCACUGUGACUGACCUUACACCCAUGGAGAUCGUAGUGGAUAUUUUCCGCAAGCUGGGACUGCGGCAGUGCCUGGUUACACACAAUGGGCGAUUGCUCGGAAUCAUUACCAAAAAGGAUGUGUUGAAACACAUAGCACAGAUGGCGAACCAAGAUCCUGAUUCCAUUCUCUUCAACUAGAGUCACGGGGUUGUUGUGGAUUUAAAACAGGAAGGACAUUGCAGACCAUGGAUAUGUUUUAUUAACUGGGUACCCAAAACACAUUUCCCAUAUUUGGAUGGUGAAGUCAUAUUAGUGUGUUGUCUCUUUCCUACAAGUUAACCAGUUGCACUACAUAAUCUCUGGAAAUUAAUCUUUUUAGGGGAAAAUACAGUUAGGCUUCUGUGAUGUUGCAUUAGAAAGAUUUCAUGAAAGAGUAAACAAGAUUGCUAUGGUUUAA